GCCAAGCCGGCGGUACCCGAACCGAGCGGGCGGGCACGGGAGAGCUCCGUGUCGCCUCGCGUCACCUCGCGUCACCCCGCGUCACCCCGCUCCGCCUGCUUCCCAGAGCCCGGCGCCCCGCCCCGCGCGCAGGCGCAGGGCCGCUUUUCGGGUCCGCCCUUUCCCGAGAUUUGAAUUUUCCCCAGCAAAGAUAGAGAGGCAAAUACCCGGAUGGUGAUCGCUGGCCUUUUCGCGCCAAUACUGGCCUAAAUUGCAGGAGGGGAGGUGGACGCUGUGCCUCGAAGAUAAACGGGGCUGAGUGGUCUCCACCCGUAAGAACUUAUUUAAUCCACACGAGGACUGUGCGGGGAGGUACUGGCAGCACCACCAUUCUGCACAGGAAGCAGGCAGAGCGCCCUUCCCCUUCUGGCCCGUCAGCAGGACCGCCGCCGGCCCGGCUGGGAGGCCAAGGAGCGCUGCUUGGCGGAAGCUGUGUGUGUGAAUUCUGAACCAACAGCGAGUCGUGCCCGCGGUUCUGCAUGCAGCCCGAGUCCACGCAGGCGCUGUGCCACGUGGCUGUGGCCAGCUGCCUCUGCAUGGCCGUCGUCUGCGCAGGGGUGUUCGACGGCGUCUCCGUUCAAGUGGGCUACGAACACUACGCUGAAGCCCCGGUAGCCAGCCUCCCCGUCUUUCUUGCCAUGCCCUUCAACUCGCUCAUUAACGUGGCCUACGUGCUCCUGGGCACGUACUGGCUGCGGAGACGGGCCAGCGGCCCGGGGCACCCCGAGGCCCUGCGCAGGGCGCGCUACCUCAAGGAUGUGUUUGCCGCCAUGGCCCUGGUCUACGGCCCGGUGCAGUGGCUGCGGAUCGCCACGCAGGUGCACCCCGCCGCCGUGCUCGACCAGUGGCUCACCUUGCCCAUCUUUGCGUGGCCCAUAGCCUGGUGCCUGUCGCUGGACAGGGGUUGGCGGCCCUGCCUGUUCCUGGCCAUCGAGUGCCUCUCCCUCGGCAGUUAUGGCCUGGCCCGGCUGCACCCCCGCGGCUUCGAGGCGGCGCUGGGCGUGCACAUCGCGGCCGUCGUGGGCCAGGCUCUGCACGCCCACAGGCGCCACGGUGGCCCCUCGUCCGGAAGGUACCUGGCGCUGGGCGUGCUUUCCUGCUCGGGCUUCGUGGUCCUCAAGCUGUGUGACCACCAGCUGGCACAGUGGCGUCUCUUCCAGAGGCUCACGGGCCACUUCUGGUCCAAAGUGUGUGAUGUGCUCCAGUUCCACUGUGCCUUCUUGUUUCUGACCGACUUGAGCACCCGGCAAACACCUCCUCGUGCCAGGAAGACGCAUUAAAGCGCAGAAAAGACGCCGCUUCCGACGGCUGGUGGCCGUGGCGUCGCCAGUGUGAAAUCUGCCACGUGUGAUAAGAUAUGAGUGUCACGCAGCGGGCCGUCCUUCCUUUGCAGCUUCGGGCUUCACUAUUUAGGGGUGAAAUGUCACGCUGUCUGCAACUUAGUCUCAAAGCGAUAAAGCAAACAUCUAAGUGCAGGGGAUGCAGGGAUUCACUGUCCUGUUCUUGUAACUUUG
Messenger RNA from Hyaena hyaena (striped hyena), 1553 nucleotides. It is a transcript of the gene TMEM187, whose product is annotated as transmembrane protein 187. The record is from RefSeq and is a predicted model, not a curated record. Lineage: Eukaryota; Metazoa; Chordata; Mammalia; Carnivora; Hyaenidae. Bases 519 to 1319 code for a protein of 266 amino acids. The transcript is spliced from 3 exons. Gene Ontology annotation, cellular component: transport vesicle.